This is a messenger RNA of Chelmon rostratus (copperband butterflyfish), 1854 nucleotides long. RefSeq lists its product as uncharacterized. Lineage: Eukaryota; Metazoa; Chordata; Actinopteri; Chaetodontiformes; Chaetodontidae. The annotation marks the transcript as partial. Gene Ontology annotation, molecular function: protein binding. The transcript has 9 exons. The record is from RefSeq and is a predicted model, not a curated record.
UGCUCCUCCUCCAUGCUGUGUCCGAAGCGGUGCACCUGCCAGAACCUGCUGCCGUCCUACACGGUGCUGUGCGCCAAGACCGGCCUCCUCUUCGUCCCGCCCAACAUCGACCGGCAGACGGCCGAGCUCAGGCUGAUGGACAACUUCAUCACGACGCUGAGGCACCGCGACUUCGCCAACAUGUCCAGCCUGAUCCACCUGACCCUGAGCAGAAACACCAUCAGUCAGAUCCGGCCGUACGCCUUCGCCGACCUCCAGGAUCUGCACGCUCUCCACCUGGACGCCAACCGCCUCACCGUCCUGGAUGACUCCCACUUCCAGGGCCUGGUGAACCUGAGGCACCUCAUCCUGGCCAACAACCAGCUGCACAGCAUAUCAGAGGGGGCCUUUCAGGACUUCCUGGAGACUCUGGAGGACUUGGAUUUGAGCUACAACAACUUGGUGGACAUUCCCUGGGAGACCAUCGCCCUGCUGGUCAGCGUCAACACCCUCAGCCUCGACCACAACCUCAUAGAGAGCGUCCCCGAGGGAAUCUUCUCCAACCUGCACAAGCUGGCCAGACUGGACAUGACCUCCAACAAGCUGAAGAAGAUUCCUCCAGACCCGCUGUUCCUGCGGAUUCCGGUGUACGCUAAGAUGAAGGGCUCUCCUCUCACGGCGCUGGUCUUGAGUUUUGGAGGGAACCCCCUGCACUGUAACUGUGAGCUGGUCUGGCUUCGCAGACUGACCAGAGAGGACGACCUGGAGACCUGUGCUUCACCGAAAGACCUGGCCGGCAAAUACUUCUGGACCAUUCGAGAGGAGGAGUUUGUCUGCGAGCCGCCGAUGAUCACUCGUCACACCUCCAAGAUGUUUGUGAUGGAGGGUCAGGAGGUCAGCCUGCGCUGUAAGUCCAUCGGGGACCCCGAGCCUUCGACACACUGGGUCAGCCCGGAUGGGAAGCUGAUCGGCAACACGUCCAGAACCGUCUGCUACGAGAACGGCUCGCUGGACAUCCUCAAGGCCUCCGUCAAGGAUUCUGGAAAGUUCACGUGCAUAGCGUCUAAUGCGGCCGGCGAGGCCACCGCCCCCGUUGAGCUAGUCGUCAACCCUUCGCCACACUUUGACCCGAAGCUGGACCCCGACCCGGGGCCUUCGGACAUCCCCACAUCCAUCAAGUCCAACGUCAGCGGGGGCCAGGCGCGGUCCGACCAGCAGAGGGUCAGCGUGUCGGACCUGACCUCCAGUUCUGCCACCAUCAGAUGGCCCCCCCAGAACCACAUACCAGGAGUCCGCAUGUACCAGAUCCAGUACAACAGCUCUUCAGACGACAUACUCAUAUACAGGAUGAUCCCGGCCAACCACAAGUACUUCCUGCUGAGCGACCUGGCCUCGUCGCGGGACUACGAGCUGUGUGUCUUGGCGGUCUACGACGACGGCAUCACCGCCCUGACGGGCACCAAGCUGGUGGGCUGCGUGUCCUUCAGCACGGAGACGGAGUACGGCCGCUGUCACUCUAUACGAGACCAGUUCCUGGGAGGCACCAUGAUCAUCAUCAUCGGGGGGAUCAUCGUGGCCUCUGUCCUGGUCUUCAUCUUCAUCCUCCUGAUGAAGUACAAGCUGCACAGCAACCACUACAAGCAGAAGGCCGCCGCCCGCCACGCCAACGUCUGCUCCCAGACCAACGGAGGAGGAGGAGGCGGAGCCAACGUGCUCGCUCUGCCUCCGUCCUCCUCCUCUGCAGGGCAGGGUGGAGGCGCUAAUAAAAACUCCCAGCCGUCAUCGUCAGCAGAGGGGAUGGGAGCAGCUUCUCUUCGAGGGACGACUGUAGUGGACUUGAAUCCCACCCACGACGAUGACGCCAUCUCCCAAUAA